Coturnix japonica (Japanese quail) is the source of this 1348-nucleotide messenger RNA. RefSeq names its product ATPase H+ transporting V1 subunit E1 (gene ATP6V1E1). Gene Ontology annotation, biological process: proton transmembrane transport. NCBI's taxonomy places the organism in Eukaryota, Metazoa, Chordata, Aves, Galliformes, Phasianidae. Gene Ontology annotation, molecular function: proton-transporting ATPase activity, rotational mechanism. Gene Ontology annotation, cellular component: proton-transporting two-sector ATPase complex, catalytic domain. The record is from RefSeq and is a predicted model, not a curated record.
GGGGCGCGGUGACACAGCGGCAGCUGUGACCCGAACCGGAUUUGAUUCGUGCCGUGCUCCCGCCGCUCUCACCGCCGCUCCUCGGGGUCCAGCCGCCUUCCAACAUGGCGCUCAGCGAUGCCGACGUCCAGAAGCAGAUCAAGCACAUGAUGGCUUUCAUUGAGCAGGAAGCCAAUGAAAAGGCUGAAGAAAUAGAUGCAAAGGCUGAAGAAGAAUUCAACAUUGAGAAGGGUCGCCUUGUGCAGACGCAGAGGCUGAAAAUCAUGGAGUAUUAUGAAAAGAAAGAGAAACAAAUUGAGCAGCAAAAGAAAAUUCAGAUGUCCAACCUGAUGAAUCAAGCAAGACUGAAGGUCCUCAAAGCAAGGGAUGACCUUAUUUCAGAUUUGCUGAAUGAGGCCAAGCUAAGACUUGCCAAGGUGGUGAAGGAUACUGCCAGGUACCAAAUACUGCUGGAUGGACUAGUUCUACAGGGAUUCUACCAGCUGCUUGAGCCUAGAAUAGUUGUUCGGUGCAGGAAACAAGAUCUCCCUAUGGUUAAGGCUGCCGUACAGAAGAGCAUUCCUAUCUACAAAAAUGCCACAAAAAGGGAUGUGGAUAUUCACAUUGACCAAGACAACUUCCUGCCAGAGGAAAUUUCUGGAGGUGUUGAAAUCUACAAUAGUGAUGGUAAAAUUAAGGUUUCUAAUACGCUGGAAAGUCGGCUGGAUCUCGUAGCCCAGCAGAUGAUGCCAGAAAUCAGAGUGGCUCUCUUUGGUGCUAAUGCCAACAGGAAAUUUUUGGACUAAACCUCUAUAAUAAUAAAAGGUGGGAUCUGUUCCACUGCCAUACUGAGGGAAUGCAAAAGCAUCUGCUAAUUUAAAAUCUCAAAAUGUAACGUUACUGUGUCAUCCAAUCACUUCUUCAAUGGAAUAAUUUUGCGUACCUGCUGUGCUUAGCCUCUCCACUUGUGGUUAGAAUGUAUAGCUUAAAGGAUGUGAGGACGUGUAUGUGCAUCCAGGGGUGACACUAGAAGAUGGAGGCUUUUGGGCUCUUUGCUUUCCUUGCACUGCUGUGGCUCUGUAAAGACAAGUGCUCCAUUUAAGGUCGCUCAUUUUACUUUGGCCACAUUUCUCUCGAGUUGUCUAAUCUGUGAUGUAAAUUACCGUUCUGCCCAUGGGACUGUCCCCUUUCAGUGAAGGUCUUCAGUGUUAUAGAGGGCAUGCAUUCCUUCCCUGGGUUAGUAGCUCAAUUCUUGUUACUUGGUCAGGCAGUUUUCUGUUCUGUAUAUGUGAUUUUAAAGACAAACAACAACAACAAAAUGCCUGAGCCUGUAAAACACUAUUUAUUAAAAUAAAAAUGUGUGUGUGUA